AUGUCUUCGUUCCUGGAAAAGCUAUCCACAUUGCGGAUGAUAAUUCGUCAAAAUGGCGGAUUGUUAAACUCCAUGAGAGUGCUUUUUAGGACCGACGAGCUUAAGUGGGGCACUUACGUUGGCAUGGAUCAGUUCGGUAACAAGUACUAUCAGAAUGACAAAUAUUUUUUCGGUAAAUUUAGCUUUAUUUCAUAUUUCUGGGCGAUCCUAGGCCGUGAUCGAUGGGUUAUCUACGGCAAUCGCUUUGGUUGGGACUAUGAAGGAUCACAGGUUCCACCCGAAUGGCACCGCUGGUUGCAUCAUAUGACGGACGAAUCCCCAGUCGAUAAACCACCAAGGCGUCUGAAGUGGAUGGCUGAGCAUUCUGAGAAUACAACUCUGGAUCCUAACAAAAAAUAUAUUCCGUACUCAACGACGAAACCAAAAAUCGAACCUUGGAAGCCUUCUUGA
This is a messenger RNA of Opisthorchis viverrini, 450 nucleotides long. RefSeq lists its product as hypothetical. The record is from RefSeq and is a predicted model, not a curated record. The transcript is spliced from 3 exons. Gene Ontology annotation, biological process: response to oxidative stress; mitochondrial respiratory chain complex I assembly. The coding region runs from base 1 to 450 and encodes 149 amino acids. Gene Ontology annotation, cellular component: membrane. NCBI's taxonomy places the organism in Eukaryota, Metazoa, Platyhelminthes, Trematoda, Opisthorchiida, Opisthorchiidae.